UCGCGCCCUGUGCCCCACCCAGGCUGCGGCCGCGCGGGGAGGAAGCGCGUAAAGGUUGAGUGCAAAGUUUCCCUUUCUGCUUUCUCGUCAGAGCAGCCCCAACCGGCGGUGGGCUGCAAUGCCGAACUUCAGUUUGUAGGGGCUCCGGAGCCGAAGGGGUUAAAGCAAGCGACUCCCUCCCCCCACCCCGCCGCCUCCUUCACAAGUCCGGCCGGCCAGCCAUGGGCGGCCGCGAUCACCUGUUCAAAGUGCUGGUGGUGGGGGACGCCGCGGUGGGCAAGACGUCGCUCGUGCAGCGAUACUCCCAGGACAGCUUCAGCAAACACUACAAGUCCACGGUGGGAGUGGAUUUUGCUCUGAAGGUUCUCCAGUGGUCUGACUCAGAGAUGGUGCGGCUCCAGCUGUGGGAUAUUGCAGGGCAGGAGCGCUUCACCUCCAUGACUCGACUGUACUAUCGGGAUGCGUCAGCCUGCGUUAUUAUGUUUGAUGUUACCAACGCCACGACCUUCAGCAAUAGCCAGAGGUGGAAGCAGGACUUGGACAGCAAGCUCACCCUGCCUAAUGGAGAGCCUGUGCCCUGCCUGCUCUUGGCCAACAAAUGUGACCUGUCCCCUUGGGCAGUGAGCCGAGACCAGGUUGACCGGUUCAGUAAAGAGAAUGGUUUCACGGGUUGGACAGAAACAUCAGUCAAGGAGAACAAAAAUAUUAAUGAGGCCAUGAGAGUCCUCAUUGAAAAGAUGAUGAGCAAUUCCAGAGAAGAUAUGUCUUUAUCCACCCAAGGGGACUAUAUCAAUCUACAGACCAAGCCCUCCUCCAGCUGGGCCUGCUGCUAAUAGUGUCUGGCUUGUUUUCCCUCCUAUGUUUAGGAGGUCUUUUCAUCUCUUCCCUUCGGAUGCCCACCCAGCAAUCUUAUUAAUCUUAUUAAGUACGUUUGGACUGUCUCUUGCCAGUUAUCCAGGAAGGAGGACCAUCGCCACUAAGGAGAGACCUGGGACUCGUGUGCCUUUCUGCAUCUCGCAGGUUCCUACUUGCUGCCGGCUCCCAUGGCUCAGUACCUUCUGUAUAAGAAAAAUCACCUUAUCCCUCAUUUUGUGACCCAGGAUUUUGUGGGGAGCAUUAGAAAUCAGCACCUGUAUUGUAAGGAUCCUAAUUGCCACCUGUUUUCGCGUUUCUUUUUCCAUCUGACGGAUGUGGAUAUCUCAGUCUGAUCUGACUUCAGAUUUCGAGGAAAAUGAGAGCAAAGGGCAUUUCCCAAAUUCAUCAUAGGUUAUUGCUUUCA
Leptonychotes weddellii (Weddell seal) is the source of this 1279-nucleotide messenger RNA. The record is from RefSeq and is a predicted model, not a curated record. Lineage: Eukaryota; Metazoa; Chordata; Mammalia; Carnivora; Phocidae.